Molecule: messenger RNA, 3164 nt
Organism: Jatropha curcas
Lineage: Eukaryota; Viridiplantae; Streptophyta; Magnoliopsida; Malpighiales; Euphorbiaceae
Gene: BLH4
Product: BEL1-like homeodomain 4
Biological process (GO): regulation of DNA-templated transcription
Molecular function (GO): DNA binding
Source: RefSeq, a predicted model, not a curated record
UGAAGGGGAGAAGCAGGAAAUAAAGAAAGAAAGAAUAGCGACUUCUUCUCUUUAAUUGUGUUUCGUUUAGGCCUGUCUCCUCUCUCUUUGGGGCUGAGUUUUCUUUGAGAGAGAUAUCAGUAGUAGUUUAUCUCAGGCUCUAAGCCACCAUUUCUUUUUCUUGCUUUAUUUUAUUGUUAAAACUUCACCUUUCUUUCUACAACACUCGAUUAUUGCAAACAACAUACACACACUCAGUAAGUGCUGCAAAGAGCAGCUACCGAAGAUAAAAGAAAAGGUGAGAAAGAGAAAGAAAGAAAGAGAGAGAGAGAGAGAGAGAGAGAGAGAGCGGAAUUGGCAGAAGCUUUCAAUACCACACAAGAGAAAAGGAUGGCUGAGAGCUUUGCUUCCUUCCAUACUCUGCAACUACAAGAGCAGAAUUGAACAAGAUCGUCGAAGGGGUACAGAAUUACAGUGAUAUUACACAAGAGAUGAUGAUCAUCAUCAGUAUCAAGAAAUUGAUAUUAUGGGAAUAGCAACACCACCGCUCCUCCCUCCAAUUCUUUCUCAUUCCAAGACUCAUCAUCAUCACCAGUCGUCUUCAAUUACUCCCUUAGCUCUAUUACAACAACAACAACAACAACAACAGUCUAAUUCUAUGUCCCAAGACUAUCACCAAGCAGCAGGCAUCUUCUCUUUCUCGAAUGGCUUCGAGAGAUCCCAAGAACAUCACCACCACCACCAGCAACAACAACAAAAUCACUUGGCUCAACAGAUCCGUAGAGACAAACUUAGAAUCCAACACGGCUAUGACCCGCCUACAGGCUCAUUAGUAGGAAUUGAAGAUGAAGAAUCCGGUAGUCUUGCCGUUUAUGAAGGCGCCGGUAUGUUAUCAGAGAUGUUCAAUUUCCCUACCGCAAGUGGGCCAGCUACUGCUGCUGAAUUAUUGGAUCAGCCUUUACAGUCUAAUUACCGCACGGCAGCCGCUGCUGCCACACAGCCCCGGCAACAGCAGCCAGUAAAUACUAGUGAAUGGUACAGCAACAACCGGCAAGCUAUGGUAGGAGGUUUGGGUUCCUUAGGAGAUACAAAGAAUCAUAAUAAUCAACAUCAUCAUCAGAUUUCAGGUAUUAAUGCAGAUUCAGCUGCUGCCAUGCAGCUUUUUCUCAUGAACCCGCAACCAAGAUCACCAUCUCCUCCUCCGGCAACUUCUUCUACGCUUCACAUGUUACUUCCAAACCCAUCUACAUCUCUACCAGGGUAUAGUACCACCGGAGGUGCUUUUGGCGCUAAUAGUGAAAUAUCUCCUCCACAAUUCACUUGGGUUCCUGAUAAUACUCAUGAAGGCGGCAAUACUAACCCGAGUGAGAUUGGUAGCGUUGUAGAAGGACAAGGGCUUUCUUUGUCAUUAUCUUCAACAUUGCAGCAUUUAGAAGCAGCAAAAGCAGAAGAAUUAAGGAUGGGAGACGGUGGAUUAUUGUAUUAUAAUCAAGGAGGGGGUUCUUCUUCUACUGCUGCUCAAUAUUACAAGAAUUUAAGCGGUCAACACCAGUCAACAUUGCAUUUGCAACCUGGAAUAGGUCAAAACCAUCAAGUUCAUGUUGGGUUUGGAUCUUCUUUAGGAGCUGUUAAUGUUUUGAGGAAUUCUAAGUAUGUGAAAGCUGCUCAAGAAUUGUUAGAAGAAUUUUGUAGUGUUGGAAGAGGUCAAUUCAAGAAAAGCAAAUUUUCCAGACAGAAUACAAACCCUAAUUCUAAUACUGCUGGUGGUGGUGGCGGCAUCGGCAGUGGCGGCACUACUGGCGGUGGUGGUUCUUCAACAAAAGAUUUCCCUCCUUUAUCAGCUGCUGAUAGAAUUGAGCACCAGAGAAGAAAGGUCAAACUUUUAUCAAUGCUUGAUGAGGUGGAUAGAAGAUACAACCAUUACUGUGAACAAAUGCAAAUGGUAGUGAACUCAUUUGAUUUAGUAAUGGGUUUUGGGGCAGCUGUACCAUACACUGCCCUUGCCCAGAAGGCAAUGUCAAGGCAUUUUAGGUGUUUAAAAGAUGCAAUAGCAGCACAAUUGAAGCAUAGCUGUGAAUUGCUUGGUGAGAAAGACGGGGCAGGUACUUCAGGUAUAACAAAAGGAGAGACCCCAAGAUUAAGAAUGUUAGAGCAAAGUUUAAGACAACAAAGAGCCUUUCACCAAAUGGGUAUGAUGGAACAAGAAGCUUGGAGACCACAAAGAGGCCUACCCGAACGAUCUGUCAACAUUUUGAGAGCCUGGCUUUUUGAGCAUUUUCUCCACCCGUACCCAAGCGAUGCAGAUAAGCAUCUGUUGGCUCGACAGACUGGUCUAUCGAGAAAUCAGGUUUCAAAUUGGUUUAUUAAUGCGAGGGUGAGGUUGUGGAAACCCAUGGUAGAAGAAAUGUAUCAACAAGAAGCAAAAGAAGAAGAAGGUGGAAAUAUUGAAGAUAAAGAAAGAAAGCAAAGCAUCAAUAGCAAAAAUAAUACUUAUAGUAAUAAUAACAGUGGGCUUGCACAGACACCAACGCCUACUACUACUUCUACUGCUACACCAAAUAUCACUCCAACAACACAAUCCUUAUCAGCAACACCAACGACACCACCAGCCAAAAGAUCCGAAAAUACAAAUGAAAAUGAUCAUUCACACCUUCUCGCAACCGCCUCCGCCGCCACCACCAUCGUUACUCCCACUAUAGAGGCAGCACCGCCAAUACUAACACCACAUGGCCAAGCUUUCCAUGACUUGGCAGAUGAAACUUGUCGACGUGGCAGCAUGAUUGCAGGUGAUUAUGGGACCACAGCCACCGUCUCUGCUGGCGGAGCUGAACAUAUUGGCUCUACACCAAUAAGGUUUGGGACCACUGCGGCUGGAGAUGUGUCUCUCACUCUAGGGCUACGCCAUGCUGGAAACAUGCCAGAGAAGACUUCCGCUUUCUCUGUUAGGGACUUUGGAAAUUAUUAAUUAUAAUUCAAAACCUCUUUUUUUCUUUAAAUUAUAUAUAGUACCUAAGAAAAAUAUUUAUUUUACUUUUGUUUUGUCUUCUCUUUUUCCACUUUAAUUUCAUUCUAUUUAGAAGAAAAUACAAAUAUUAUAAGUUAGUUAGUUGUAUGAAGUCUAUAUUGUAAUUGUAUAGUAGAAUAUUUAUUGAUUUGCAUAUUUAUGUAUUUAUUUAUUAUUAUAA